AUGUCUGUUUUAGAUUUAAACAUACAAAUGAAUGAUCUGUCUAAAAAUAAUCCGUUAAUUAAGAGGCAUAAAGUGAAAGAAUUCACGAAAUCAAAUUAUAAAGCAAAAGUAAUAUUUCCUGGAAUCAAUCAUCCUGGCAAAAUUUACAAAAAUGUAAAAAUUGUGUCGUCGGUAAAAAACAAUUUGAAUGUUAAGAAUUUCAGUAGUGUGACAAAUAAAUUAGAUAUUAGUACUAUUUCUGGUGCUGUUGUCAAUAACGAACAAUUAAUUACCAAUGAUUAUAAUACAAAUAAAACUUUGAAUAACAGAAAUACAACACAAAUAACAAGAAUUCUACGUCUUUUACCAAAUGAUAAUCAAAAAUACAGUGGGCGUAAAAUAACUGUUGUGCGUUGUAAUCCUGAUGGAAAAGGGCGUACAAGUUUGACUGUUAUUAUGGCUCGUAGAUCGGUACAUACAUUAGGUCAAAUAAUGUGUAAAUUAACAGAAGCAUUUGGAUCACGUUGGCACAAUGAUCCUAUUAGACACUUGUAUUUACUAACUGGUCGUGAAAUAAGAUCUGUAAAUGAAUUAUUUCGUAAAGACAAAGUUUUCAUUGCUACUGGAUUUCAUAAAAUGUUUGGAAAUAUUCAUAUUGAAUUGAACAAGAGUAACAACAUGGAUAAUACUACUAAUAUUAAUAAUGAUUAUAUUAUGAAUUCUACUCAUCAAUCUGUGAAUUACAAUCAUUAUCAACAAUUACAUAAUCACGGAUUUCAUUCAAAUCAUGAUAAAAGCAGUGAUGCUACAAUUAAUAAUACUACAGAACUAAAAUCAGAAGAUAUAAGAAUUAUUUUAUCGGAAUUUUGGCCUGAUCAUCCUGAUCCAUCCAGUGUGGUUUAUCAAUGGGAACGUCGUUUACGAAGUCGAGGAGGUGUCGGAGUAACAUCAGUCAAUCAACAAUUUGAUACAAACAAAUAUUUAUUACUUGAAAUUUCAAAAUCAAAACAAAAAUCCUCAUUAAAAACAAAUCAUAUGAUUUCUAAUAUGAAAUAUUCAUUCAAUGAAACAUUAAUUGAAGAUGAGAAAAAAGAUAGUGGAUUUGAUGAAUUAACAAUAAAUAAUAAUAUUUUACCUAAAAUUGAUGAAGAACAAAUUCAAAAAGAACAAUCUAUUUUAAUGAUAAAAAAUUCUAUUGAAAAUAAAUCAAAUCAACUACCAGCUAUAGAAAAUUAUCCAAGACUACUAAGACAAAUUAAUUCUACUCAACAUCCUGGCUAUGUAAAAUUAAAUUACACUAAUUCAGAUCCUAAAUCAAAUUCUCAUUCUCUUGUAAAUGAAGAAGAAAAUAAUUUAAUUCCUUCAGAAAAAUUCAUUGAAGAAUUAUCAUUAAAUAAUAAAUGCAGCAUAAAACUUCAUGAGAAACCUUUCAUUCCAAAAAGAUCAAUGAAAUCUCAAUUAUCACAACAAAAUGACAUGAAAAACGAUACGAAUAAUACAUUACUUAAUGUGGAUUCAGUUAUACCAUAUUCACAAUUCUAUCAUUUAGCUUAUCAACCGAAUCUUUCAAGCGGUCAACAGAAAUCGUUUCAACUAUCUAUGUACCCUCAUCAUCCGUCUUUUUUGUUGCCAACCCUACUAUUUCAACAACAACAGCAUCAGCAACAACAACAACAACAACAAAGAAACCAAAAGUUUAAAAAAUCUGAUAGUAUAGAUAAAAUCUUAUCAAGAUAUCAUAAUUGUCUACAAAUUGGUAAAAGAGUUCUUCAACGAAAUGAAAAUCGUCGUCAUGAAUUGGUUAUGAAAGAGAAUCGGCUACCGGAAAAUCACUUUGUUGAUAAAGUAGCUGCUGAUAGUAUGUCAUUGAAAAUUAAAACUCAAAAGGAGAAUUCUUUAAAAUCAACUAACAACUAUCAACAAGAUAAAUUAUAUCAUUCAAAAAAUAAUUUAACAAAAUCAACUUCGAAUACAUGCACUAAGGCGAAUGAUAUGCAUGAAGCACAGAAUCAUGAAAAUGCAUCAUAUAUGAAAGAAUCAAUACAACAUUCCACUAAAUUAACAAAUCAAUCAUUCACCACUCCACAACAAUUUAAAUUAAAUGAACUAUUGAGAAUAAACAAGUCGAUUACUAACAAUAACAAUAAUAAUAAUAAUAAUAUUACACCUAGUAUUAUUAAAAUUAAAGAUGUUAACUCAAUCAGUAUCAGUGAUAAACCCCAAGAAGAUUGUAGUGAUAUGAAAAUUAGUAAACAAUCUAAUCAGUUAUCACAGACAAACCAGAAUAUGAAAACAAAUGAUCGGACUAAUUAUAACAAUAACAAAGUAAUCAUUGAGAAGGAUCAAUCAAUAGUUAUUGUUAGCACACCAGUCAUAAUCACUGAUCAAUCCAAAAAUUAUGAAAAUCAUAACAUUAUUGAUAAGAAUAACAAUGUACAAAUGGAAAUUAAACGCCAGAAAAUAAAUCAUAUUUCAGAUACCAUAAAGAAUAAUCACUGUCCCAGUAUUCAUAAAGAAAUUACAGCUGAAAAUGAACAAUUAAAAUCCUCGAAACCUAUAAUAAAUAAAACAUUUAAUAAGGAUGUAAAACAACUACCGAAAGAGAAGAACGUUGAUAUCAUUGAAUGUAAUAUUAAUGGAGAUGUUAUUAUACAGCAAGAGUUGAACACAAAUGCAUCAAACAGGGUUAUCAACACUCAUAGCACUACUACUACUACUACUACUACUACUGUCACUAUUACCACUACUACUACUACAACUACUAUUACUACUACUACUACUACUACUACUAUUACUACUACUACUACAACCACUAAUAAUAAUAAUCUUACAUCUAACGUUAAACUGUUGGACAUUCAUAAUGGUACACAACAAAAACUAAUUGCGAAUUGUUUUACAGUUAGUGGGAUUAGAAAAUCAACUAAUGAUAAAAUCAGAUCAGUCUUUACGGCAAUUGGGGUAACAUAUGUUUCUGAUCCUGAUUAUUUAUCGAAACGUUAUCAAAUUGUUCGUAAAUUAGGUGAUGGUAAUUUUGCUAUUGUUGAACUAGGAAAAAGACGUGAUACAAAUGAUCAUUACGCUUUGAAAAUAAUUGAAAAAAGCAAACUCACUGGUAAAGAAACCAUGCUGUUAAAUGAAAUUCACAUAUUACGUCAUUGUCGUCAUCCAAAUAUUGUACGUUUAUAUGAAGAAUUCGAAACUGCUAGUGAAGUAUGGCUUGUUAUGGAAUUCCUAAAAGACGGUGAUUUGUUCGAUGGAAUUAUUCAAGCAAAGAAGUUCACUGAACCGAUAGCUGCUGUUAUAGUAUCCGAUUUAGCUAAUGCCUUAUUUUAUUUACAUUGCCGAUCUAUUGUUCAUCGAGAUUUAAAACCUGAAAACAUACUGUUAUUGAGACAGAAGAAUGGUCAAAUCCGAGUUAAACUUGCCGAUUUUGGACUGGCUUCAGUGGUGAAAAGAAGCAUGUACACUGUAUGCGGAACUCCAACAUAUAUUGCACCAGAAAUAUUGGAGGAAUCAGGUUAUGGUUUGGAAGUGGAUAUGUGGGCAUUGGGAAUUAUAACUUAUAUUAUGUUAUGUGGAUUUGCUCCAUUUCGUUCUAAUGAUAAAAGACAGUCAAAAUUGUUUGAAAGUAUAAAACGAGGUCAUUAUGUAUUCUUGAGUCCUUAUUGGGACAAUAUAUCAUCAUAUGCCAAAGAUCUAAUUACUGCACUUCUAGUUAUUACACCAAAAUCAAGAUUAACAGCUCGUGAAACACUAGCUCAUCCAUGGGUAUUUGGUUCUGGUCUACCGAAUUCAUCGGAACAAUUUGAAAAACGUCGAUUAGAUUAUCGAAGUGAAUUAGAACAAAAGCACAAUGAAUUUAAACAAUCCAUAAAUAAAAGAAAUCCUAAUAAUUUAAUUGAUAAAAAGAAUUCCAAUUCCGAUAAUAACACUAGUAAUAAUAAUAAUAACAAUAAUAAUAAUAAUCUACUCGGUAUGAAAAAGUUGAAAUUGCCUAGAAUUACAAAAAUCAAAGAGUUACACAAUUAA
Messenger RNA from Schistosoma turkestanicum, 4008 nucleotides. The record is from the annotation of a GenBank genome assembly. NCBI's taxonomy places the organism in Eukaryota, Metazoa, Platyhelminthes, Trematoda, Strigeidida, Schistosomatidae.